Symbiodinium natans is the source of this 2016-nucleotide messenger RNA. Lineage: Eukaryota; Dinophyceae; Suessiales; Symbiodiniaceae. The record is from the annotation of a GenBank genome assembly.
AUGAGGCUGCCGGCCAGCGGAGCAGGUGGCCACCAACCGGGCCAUGAUAUCUGGGUGACGGUGGAGAGCAUUUCCCUUUGUUUCGUCCUCUGCUUGGUCCUUGUCACACUGAUCUUCAGGGGCACCAGGCUUUGUCGAGACAUCAGCGCUAAAGGCGAUGCUGGCCGGGCUGCGUUUGUUUUGACUGUCGCCGGGCUGACAGCAUGGCGUGUCACAAUGAAUGUGCGCACAGUCCUGAACGUUGACAGCAUCGGCCGCAAGGUCUUCUACGGGAACCUUUUGCCGGCCUAUGCGCAGUUAGCUGAUGCCGGCUUGCGGCCGGCAGUUGGAGCCCUGAGCUUGCUGCCUCUUUUUUCCAGUGCCAGGAAGUCGCUGCUGCAGGUAGUUGCCCUUGCAGGAUGCAUGUUUGUGUUUUUUUUAUCGGCGGGCGCGUUGGAGUUCAAUGCGUUUGCUCCGAAGGACGAGGAGCUCACGCACUACAGCACGGCAUUAAACGGUGGCUCGCUGGUGCCUGCGUGCUGGCUCAACCGUGCCUUCCUCACUGUGCUCACACGGUUCAAGCUUGAGAGAUUGGGGUGGCGGCUCACGGGGUCGGGCGCCUGUGCGGGCUGGAUCCUUUGGGUUUUUCUCCGAACCCACAGGAACCUUGCCAGGGCGCCAAAAAAUCUUCACACAGGGCUAACGGGAAGAUUACUUAGCGAAUAUGCAGAGGCGUAUUCGACGGUUGGGGGAUUCCUGCUGACCCCCAUGGGCACGUUGCUGUUUUGGGCCUUGCUGGGCGUCGUCACAGCUGUGAACGCUUCAGUGCUCCUCUACGAGGCCGUGAUGAAAAAGAAGCUGCUGCAGGAGAAGGGGAUAAGCAUCAAGGAGGAGGCCGAAGACAUCGAAAAACUGAAGACGAAGAACGCUGAAGACUUGACAGAUGCUGAGAAAACGAAGAUAGACAUGGAAGCAGCCAGAGAAGCAGCCAGAAAGAAAGAUGCGGAGUUGCGUCAACAGGCUUCUUGGAGUGUCAAUAUGCUCUUCUUCGGCGCAGCUGUGACCAUCGCUGAUGUGAUCUACAUGGCUACAUUGGAGCAGUUUGCCACGGAGAUUGGCCAAAGGAUGCCACCAGCUGUGUUCCUGACAGUGGACAACAUGCUGGUUCUCACAAGUCUCCUGGUCAUUGGUGGCCUUUUGGGCGAAACUAACGCAUUGGAGGAGCUGGAGGUCUUGAAAGAGAUGCAGCACAUGGGCAGAAGCCAUGGGCAACGGAUUGCCUUCCCCGGGAAGGUCAACCCCAAGUCAAAGCAUUGCAUUGUGAGCUUUCCCGGCAAGUAUGCACCUGAGUGGGAUGCUGCCGUGCGCAUGGUGGAAGUGCGGGCCGGCACAUGCAGCCUAGCUUGUGUUUUCUUGACAGAUCGCGAGAAUGGGUUGGGGCUCCACAAGGACAAUCCCGAGCAACCGGGUCAGUGCUGGUGCAAGGCGCUGUACCCCCCCGGCCAGUUUUCGCCAGCAAACUACAUGAUGAUCGUGGAAGAUCCAACGGCCUUGAGCGCCGAAGACCUUCGUUUCAAAGAGACAGAUGCUAAGGCGAUGGGUCAGAUCUUUUUGAAGAGAGAGGCCGGGCAAGAUGACGUGCAGUGGGCAGAGGAGAAAGGAAAAGCAGAGGCCGCCGCACAGAAGAAAUGUAAAGAGAACGGCGGCUGUGCCCCUUGGGGGUGCCAAUGGUUCCACGAAUGGAAACAGAACGUGGACAAGGCGGCUUUGCUUGGACAAACUCUGCAUGUAUUUUACUUCAAUGGCCGUGUAGGCCGUGGGAAGCUAUCAUGGGAGGAACUCUCAAACGAAACUGCUGUCAAGGAAGCUCGCCGUUACGGUGGUCUUGGCGCAUCCCAAACAGCUGAGGUAGCCUACCUGGAGCGGUGUAGUUACAGCUACGAAGAGCACGAUACUAUCGAGUUUUAUAAGUUCAUGGCAUCGCCUACGGAAGCCUUGAAUCAAAAGCCCGGCAUCAAUGGGGAUGUGCUUCCCUAA